This is a messenger RNA of Papilio machaon (common yellow swallowtail), 1494 nucleotides long. It is a transcript of the gene Cdk1, whose product is annotated as cyclin-dependent kinase 1. Bases 250 to 1206 code for a protein of 318 amino acids. Gene Ontology annotation, cellular component: nucleus. NCBI's taxonomy places the organism in Eukaryota, Metazoa, Arthropoda, Insecta, Lepidoptera, Papilionidae. Gene Ontology annotation, molecular function: cyclin-dependent protein serine/threonine kinase activity; RNA polymerase II CTD heptapeptide repeat kinase activity; ATP binding. The record is from RefSeq and is a predicted model, not a curated record. Gene Ontology annotation, biological process: protein phosphorylation; mitotic G2 DNA damage checkpoint signaling; G2/M transition of mitotic cell cycle. The transcript has 7 exons.
UCGAAAAAUUUGAAAACUUUUCGUUUGAAAGUCGUUAUAAGCUGUGAUAGUGGCAUAAACGUUAUUCACUAUAAAUAUUUACUAGAUUUAAUGAAAGUUAUCCGUUAAAUGCAUUUCAUCAACACUAAAGUUAAUGUAGUGGCUACAUUAUCUUUGCUUACACUAUCGAAAAAUUGGUCGCGGUAACAAAACCUCAGUGCAUCGUUUACCGCAUCUUGUAGAAAAACUAGCAAAAUUGCACAUUACAAGAUGGAUGAUUUCCUAAAAAUUGAAAAAAUAGGUGAAGGUACUUACGGUGUAGUGUAUAAAGGAAAAAAUAAGAUUACGGGUCAGUUUGUGGCUAUGAAAAAAAUACGACUCGAGUCUGAUGAUGAAGGCGUUCCUUCAACGGCUAUCAGAGAAAUUUCUUUAUUGAAGGAGCUCAAUCACCCUAAUAUAGUAAAAUUAGAAGAUGUUCUUAUGGAGGAAUCCCGUCUCUAUCUUAUCUUUGAGUUUCUCGCUAUGGACUUGAAGAAAUAUAUGGAUUCACUUGGCUCAGGAAAAUUCAUGGAUCCAGCGGUUGUGAAGAGCUACUUGUUUCAAAUCAACAAUGCAAUCCUGUAUUGCCAUCAGCGCCGUAUCCUACACAGAGAUCUAAAACCUCAGAAUUUAUUAAUUGAUAAGACUGGUAUUAUUAAGGUAGCAGAUUUUGGUCUGGGCCGAGCAUUUGGUGUGCCGGUGAGAGUGUACACACAUGAAGUUGUCACACUAUGGUAUAGAGCUCCGGAAGUAUUGCUGGGCAGUUUGAGAUAUUCAUGUCCAAUUGACAUGUGGGCAGUCGGCUGCAUCUUCUCGGAGAUGUCUUCUAAAAAGCCAUUGUUCCAAGGCGAUUCGGAAAUUGAUCAACUUUUCCGCAUUUUCAGAAUGCUGCGCACACCAACAGAGGAGAUCUGGCCCGGGGUGACAGCUAUGCCUGAUUAUAAACCCACAUUCCCUAAUUGGAAUACAUUUAACCUACACAAUCAUGUGCAAAAUCUAGAUGAAACCGGCAUGGAUUUACUGCAGAAGAUGCUAAUCUACGACCCGAUGCGUCGCAUCUCUGCCAAGGAUGCUCGAAGACAUCGCUACUUCAGGGAUGUUGUCAUCCCGCCUGGCCUUGCUGUGCACAAGGCCUAUAUACGAUACUCUCCCGAAUAUAACGAAACAGAUAACGCGCAAAGUGUAUAAUAUCUUAAAUUCAGUGCCGUGAUUUAUACUUAAUACUUGGUGUGAUUCAGUUUGGAAAAGUAUCAAGAAGGUUCUCAACUUGUGUACCGUAGAAAUUUAUUGUAAUGAUAUUUGGUCAAUACAAAUAUUGCAGUGGAGUUCUAAGGUUAAAUCAACAUAUCUCAAGUUUAAAGUAUCAAGAAUGUUUGAUGAGUGUAAAAGAAUUACGUCACCGAAGUAUGCCUUCUGAAACGUUGGUACUUCGUAUUCGUAAGUAUAUUUAGACUAUUUCAAUAUGUAAAAUCUUUU